This is a messenger RNA of Linnemannia hyalina, 1572 nucleotides long. Lineage: Eukaryota; Fungi; Mortierellomycota; Mortierellomycetes; Mortierellales; Mortierellaceae. The record is from the annotation of a GenBank genome assembly.
AUGUCCACUUACAACAACACAAAGUUGGACGCCAACGAGCUCAACCAACGUCGUCGCGAGGCACUUUCCAAGAUUGAUAAUGCCGAGUUUGGCUGGUUCCACAUCCGCGCCUGUUUGGUCGCCGGUGUUGGUUUCUUCACCGAUGCCUACGAUUUGUUCGCCAUCAACCUUGUCACCCCCAUGUUGGGCAUGAUCUACUACGGUGGUACUCUCCCCUCUGAUUUGGAUCUUGGUAUCAAGGUCGCCGCCUCUGUUGGAACCUUCAUCGGUCAGAUCGUUUUCGGUGCCCUUGCCGAUCGCUUGGGACGCAAGCGCAUGUACGGUGUCGAGUUGAUGAUUAUUAUUGUUGCUACCCUCGGUCAGGCUCUCUCUGGAAACGGUCAUGUCCUCUCGCUCCCCUCUGCUUUGAUCGUCUGGCGUCUCAUUGUCGGUGUCGGUAUCGGUGGUGACUACCCUCUAUCUGCCGUCAUCACCUCCGAGUUCGCCACUACCAACCGUCGCGGUGCCAUGAUGGCCGCUGUCUUUGCCAUGCAGGGAUUCGGUUACCUCACCACCGGUAUCGUCGCCAUCAUCCUCCUCGCUGCCUUCAAGACCUCCAUUCAGACUGACGUCCAAAACCUCGACUAUGUCUGGCGUAUCCUCAUUGGUUUCGGAUGCUUGCCUGCCCUUGUCGCCGUCUACUUCCGUUUGACCAUCCCCGAGACCCCCCGUUACGUCUUGGAUAUCGAGAACAACCUCAACAAGGCCGAGCGCGAUGUUGCCACCGUCCUCAAGGAGAACCGCAACCACCUCCAGUCCGAGGAUGAUGCUGCCGAUGCCAUCAUUUCCAACCCCGCCACCGCCAAGGGCUCCUUCUCCGACUUCUGCGCCUACUUCGCCAAGUGGGAGAACUUCAAGGUUCUUUUCGGUACCUCCAUGGCCUGGUUCGCUCUUGAUGUUGCCUUUUACGGUAUCGGUUUGAACAACUCGUUCAUCUUAUCGUCCAUCAACUUUGGCGGUGUCAAGAAUGACAACUGGACCACCUGCUGGAACGCCGCCGUCGGCCAGAUCAUCAUCGUCCUCCUUGGUGCCGUCCCCGGUUACUGGGUCACUGUCUUCACCAUCGAGCGCCUCGGCCGUAUCCGCAUCCAGAUCAUCGGUUUCGUCAUGUCCUGCAUCCUCUUCUGCGUCCUCGGAUUCGCCUACCACCAAAUCAAGGACUACUCCGUCGCCCUCUUUGUCUUCCUCUUUGCCGCCACCCAGUUCUUCCAGAACUUCGGCCCCAACUCGACCACCUUUGUCAUCCCCGGUGAGGUCUUCCCCACCCGCUACCGCUCCACCGGUCACGGUAUCGCUGCCGGUUCCGGAAAGCUCGGUGCCAUCAUUGCCCAGGUCGGUUUCUCCCAGCUCAAGGAUCGCGGUGGCUCCAACGCCUUCAUCCCCCAGUUGCUCCAGAUCUUUGCCCUCUUCAUGCUCAUCGGUCUCCUUGUUACUUUCCUCAUUCCCGAGACUAAGGGCAAGACCCUCGAGGAGCUCUCCAACGAGGAGGAGCCCUAUGUCCACAACACCAACUCCUUGAACGAGGAGAAGUAA